GCGCCUGAUUGGAGGAGGGCAAGAAGUGGGCGGGAGAGUCACAAGAUGGCGGGGCUUGGUUCACCGCUGCGGACGUUGCGAGGCCUCCUGCGCGAGCUCCGCCACGCGAGCGCCCAGGCAGGCCGCCCCUACCGGGACACGCCCGUGUAUAAAUACGUCCUCUCGGCCUUCCGUGCCCACCGGGUCACCAGUGAGAAGCUCUGUCGGGCCCAGCAGGAGCUGCACUUCCAGGCAGCCACGUAUCUCUGCUUGCUCCGCAGUGUCCGGGAGCACUUGGCCCUUCACCAGGAGUAUCACGGCAAAGGGGAGCGCUCGCCUGAGGAGGUUGCUGGCUUGGUGGGCUUCAGCUUGCCUCAGCAGCCAGGAGGAAAGGGUUGAGAUUCUUAGAAAUGCAAAUGCUUGCUAAGAACAUCGUCCAAGGACUUCAAAAUGGCUGUGUUAUUUAUCUCUGAAUAAAUAUCCUUGGUUAUGUAAA
Messenger RNA from Rhea pennata, 475 nucleotides. RefSeq names its product formation of mitochondrial complex V assembly factor 1 homolog (gene FMC1). The coding region runs from base 46 to 378 and encodes 110 amino acids. Gene Ontology annotation, cellular component: mitochondrion. The transcript has 2 exons. The record is from RefSeq and is a predicted model, not a curated record. Lineage: Eukaryota; Metazoa; Chordata; Aves; Rheiformes; Rheidae.